UCAGAAUCCUUUGGUCUUUCUCUCCCAAACUCUCACUCUCUCCGCAAAUUCCGUCCAAUUCCCUGUUUUUUCACUAUCACUUCAGAAUUCCAAAAUCCCUUUAACCCAUUUCCAUUCUCUCUUCAAAUUUCAGUUUCUUUACGAAUCCCCAUGGCCAUGGACCUCCUCAAGAAAGAUCUCAAACAAGUUCUUUAUAGAAUCAUCCAGGAAGAAGAUUUCGAUUCCUCCGCCGCCGACGAAGCUAUUCAGAUUUUGACUUCUUUGAAAUUCUCUUUAAUGCCCGCCCCUUCCUCCCAAGAAUCCCCCGGCUGUUCUGGCAGUAAAACUCUCAUUAUCCCCGACAAGUUCCGGUGUCCAAUUUCCGGCGACCUCAUGAAAGAUCCUGUUCUCUUGAUUACCGGUCAGACAUAUGAUCGGUUCUUCAUCGAAAAGUGGUUCCAUGAAGGCCACAAUACAUGUCCUCAAACCAAGGAAGUCCUUACCGACAUGACUCUUACCCCAAAUCGUCUGCUUCGGUCAAUGAUCUCGCAAUGGUGCUUGGAUAACAGAUUUCAACUUCCAAGGCUUAGUUAUGAGGAAGAAGUCGACAAUGUAACUGAGUCCCAUUUAGAUGCAUUGCUUAACAGGUUGAUGUCUUCAUCACUAAUAGUUAAAAAAGAAGCUGCAAAGGAGUUGAGAGAGACAACAAGAUGCAGCCAUGAAUUUCGAGCCCUUUUUGCAAAGCUCCCGGGGUCCGUUGAGAGAUUAUUACAUCCUCUGAUCUCAAUUGGCAAAGUUGAUCUCCAUCCUGAUCUUCAAGAGGAUUUGAUUACCACUAUUCUCAAUAUCUCAGUUUUUGAUGAUAACAAGGAACAUGUAGCGGAGAACCCGUUGGUCCUCCCUUUGCUGAUUGAAUCUUUACAGCAUGGAAGUAUUGAGUUGACAGCAAAUGCAGUUGCAGCUAUUUACUCAUUAUCUUUCAGUGAGGCAAAUAAGAUAACAAUGGGAAAAGUAGGAAUUUUCAAGCAUCUGAUUUCACUUUUAGACUAUGCCCAUCCUGGAGUGACAAGAGAUGCCGGUUCAGCAAUCUACAACCUCUGUACCACCGUCGAAAACAGAGAGAAGGCAGUCGGUAGUGGAGUAGUUGCCGCCAUUUUUCGAAACAUCGCCCGAAGCUUAUUAUUGGUCGAUAAGUUGAUUUCUAUACUUGCACUUCUUUGCACCGAUGUGAAGGCUAUUGAUGAGAUGUGCAAGUUUGAUGUAGUGCCUUGUAUGCUGAGGUUCAUAAGAGAAACUGAGUCCCAACGCAUCAAAGAAAAUUGUGCAUCGAUACUCUUUGCAAUUUGCACAACUGAUCAAAGCCAAUUGAGGAAGAUCCAAGAGGAUGAAAAUAAAAAUGAGACGAUCUUGGAACUUUCAAAGAAUGGUAAUUCAAGGGCAAGUAGAAAGGCUACCGGCAUACUCGAGAGGAUGCAGAGAGCUGCUUCAAGAACUCACACUUCCUAAUGAAAAUGGGUCAGAUUCUUUUACACCAUUCAACUUGUAAAUAGAUAGAAGUGUAUACAAUGCACUGCAAAUACAAAAGAGUUGCACAUAUUACGAAGGAAUAGUUGAAUAUAGGAAAUUUUGGUCCAACUCUAAAGCAAAGGAAUGAAUAAGAAAUACAGAUACAACAUUCUUUUCAAUUUUCUAACAAUGGACGAAUAGGAAUAGGUAAUGGCUGUCGUAGAAGCUUUGGUUGUAAAUUUGAAACAUUCUAUUCUAGUUCAUAACAUUGCAUAAUACUGU
Molecule: messenger RNA, 1767 nt
Organism: Cucumis melo (muskmelon)
Lineage: Eukaryota; Viridiplantae; Streptophyta; Magnoliopsida; Cucurbitales; Cucurbitaceae
Product: U-box domain-containing protein 9-like
Exons: 2
Coding region: 151-1485 (444 amino acids)
Biological process (GO): protein ubiquitination
Cellular component (GO): nucleus; cytoplasm
Molecular function (GO): ubiquitin-protein transferase activity; protein binding
Source: RefSeq, a predicted model, not a curated record